AUGCCCGCCGGCAGCAACGAGCCCGAUGGCAUCCUCAGCUACCAGAGACACGAUGAGGAGGCUGUGAUUGACCAGGGCAGGACGAGCAACGUGGUCAACAUCCACUAUGAGAAGGAGGAGCUGGAAGGCCACCGGACCCUGUACGUGGGCGUGCGGAUGCCGCUGGUGCGCCAGGGCCACCGGCACCACCGCGCCCACAGCCAGAAGCACCGGAAGCGGGAGCGGGAGAAGGACGCGGUGCCCGCCGAGCAGGGAUACCACUACACCCCAUCCCAGCGGGUUCAGUUCAUCCUGGGCACGGAGGAGGACGAGCAGCACGUCCCCCAUGACUUGUUCACAGAGCUGGAUGAGAUCUGUGUGAAGGAGGGGGAAGAUGCUGAGUGGAAGGAGACGGCACGGUGGCUGAAGUUCGAGGAGGAUGUGGAGGAUGGGGGUGAGCGCUGGAGCAAACCCUACGUGGCCACGCUGUCCCUGCACAGCCUCUUCGAGCUGCGCAGCUGCAUCAUCAACGGCACCGUGCUGCUGGACGUGCGCGCCACCAGCGUCGAGGACAUCGCCGACCUGAUCCUGGCCCAGCAGGAGCCGUCGCCGGAGUUCGACGAGCGCACGCGGGCCAAGGUCCGGGAGGUGCUGCUGAAGAAGCACCACCACCAGAACGAGAGGAAGAGGAACAACCUCCUGCCCAUCGUGCGCUCCUUUGCUGAUGUCAGCAAGAAACAGGACCUGCACCUGCUGGAGAAGCCAGCCCAAACCCUCACCCCUCACCCUUCUCCCACCACUGCAGAAGCUAAAAAUGGGGUGACCCCUGAGACCAGUGCCAUGGACCUGAGCAAGGUGAGAUCCCUGCACCUCUCCCACACCUCCAGGGGGGUGAGAGAGACCCUGGGGGGCCCUGAAGGCUUCGCUUUUGGGGGAUUCCUGAGAAUGGCUGGUCCUGCCCAGGCGGAGCUACACUUCAUGAAGAAGAUUCCCAGCGGAGCGGAGGCGUCCAACGUGCUGGUGGGAGAGCUGGAUUUCCUCCACCAGCCCCUCGUGGCCUUUGUCCGCCUGACCCCAGCCGUGCUCCUGUCGGGAAUGACAGAAGUUCCCAUCCCAACAAGGUUCCUCUUUGUUCUGCUGGGGCCAGGAGGAAAAGCCCAUCAGUACCACGAGAUUGGCAGGUCCAUGGCCACCACCAUGACGGAUGAGGUUUUCCAUGAUGUUGCCUACAAAGCCAAGGACCGGGCUGACCUUGUGGCUGGCAUCGACGAGUUCCUGGAUCAGGUCACAGUGUUGCCUCCAGGAGAGUGGGACCCAUCCAUCCGAAUCGAGCCCCCCAAAAACGUCCCCUCCCAGGAAAAGAGGAAGAUGCCAGGAGCUCUGGAUGAGAAUUCUUCCCACAGCAAACCGGAGAAGCACAGUGGUCCUGAACUGGAGCGGACUGGGAGGCUCUUUGGGGGUCUGGUCCUGGACGUGAAGCGCAAGGCGCCGUGGUUCUGGAGUGACUUCAGGGACGGUCUGAGCCUGCAGUGCCUGGCGUCCUUCCUGUUCCUUUACUGUGCCUGCAUGUCCCCCGUCAUCACCUUCGGGGGCCUGCUGGGGGAGGCAACCCACGGCCACAUUAGUGCCAUGGAGUCGCUGCUGGGAGCAUCCAUGACGGGCGUGGUUUAUUCUCUCUUUGCUGGCCAACCCCUCACCAUCCUCGGCAGCACUGGACCCGUCCUGGUCUUUGAGAAGAUUCUCUACAAAUUCUGCAAGGAAUACACGCUCUCCUACCUGUCCCUGCGGACGUGCAUCGGGCUCUGGACCGCGUUCUUCUGCGUGGUGCUGGUGGCCACGGACGCCAGCUGCCUGGUGUGCUACAUCACCCGCUUCACCGAGGAGGCCUUCGCCUCCCUCAUCUGCAUCAUCUUCAUCUACGAGGCCCUGGAGAAGCUGAGCCACCUGCGGGAGACCUUCCCUGUGCACAUGCACAGCAAGCUGGACCUCCUCACCAUCUAUUACUGUAAGUGUGAGCCCCCAGCUCAUCCCAGCAACGAGACCCUGCAGUUCUGGCAGAGCAAUGGGGUCAACGUGUCAGGAAUCACCUGGGGAAACCUCACAGUGACCGAAUGUCGCUCCUUGCAUGGGGAGUUCCACGGACCUGCCUGUGGACACAACGGCCCCUACGCGCCCAACGUCCUCUUCUGGUGCUGCAUCCUCUUCUUCUCCACCUUUGUCCUGUCAAGUUUGUUGAAGAAGUUUAAAACCAGCCGUUACUUCCCAACCAGAGUCCGAUCCACAGUGAGUGACUUUGCUGUGUUCCUCACCAUUGUCAUCAUGGUGCUCAUCGACCUUGGGAUUGGGAUCCCGUCCCCCAAGCUCCACGUCCCCCACAUGUUCAAGCCCACCAGGGAUGACCGUGGGUGGCUCAUCAACCCCAUUGGGCCCAACCCGUGGUGGACGGUGUUGGCCGCGCUCAUCCCGGCCCUGCUCUGCACCAUCCUCAUCUUCAUGGACCAGCAGAUCACGGCCGUCAUCGUCAACAGGAAGGAGCACAGGCUCAAGAAAGGCUGCGGGUACCACCUGGACCUGUUCAUGGUGGCCGUGAUGCUGGGAGUGUGCUCGGUGAUGGGGCUGCCCUGGUUCGUGGCCGCCACGGUGCUGUCCAUCACCCACGUCAACAGCCUCAAGGUGGAGUCCGACUGCUCCGCGCCGGGCGAGCAGCCCAAGUUCCUGGGGAUCCGGGAGCAGAGGGUCACUGGCCUGAUGAUCUUUGUGCUCAUGGGCUGCUCCGUUUUCUUCACCUCCGUGCUCAAGUUUAUCCCGAUGCCAGUCCUUUAUGGGGUCUUUCUGUACAUGGGGGUCUCGUCACUCCGAGGAAUCCAGUUCUUCGACCGCCUGAAGCUGUUCUGGAUGCCGGCCAAGCACCAGCCCGACUUCAUCUACCUGCGCCACGUGCCCCUGCGCAAGGUGCACCUGUUCACGCUCAUCCAGCUGCUCUGCCUCGUGCUGCUCUGGGCCAUCAAAGCUUCCCGCGCCGCCAUCAUCUUCCCCAUGAUGGUUUUGGCUCUUGUUUUUGUCCGGAAAGUGAUGGAUUUCUGCUUCUCCAAGCGGGAGCUCAGCUUCCUGGAUGACCUCAUGCCAGAAAGCAAGAAGAAGAAGUUGGACGAUGCCAAAAAUGAAGCCAAAGAAGAGGAGGAGUCCCAGAAAAUGAUGGAAGCAGCUGCUGCGAAUUCUGUUCAGCUGAAGCUGGGCAAGACCAGCAGGGUGGACACGCCAAAGCCCAGCACUGACAGGGCUGAUCCUUCCGAGAUCAACAUUUCGGAUGAGAUGUCCAAGACCACUGUGUGGAAGGCUCUGACCAUGAACACAGAAACACUCUGAAGCCGGGAGGAAGGAGGAGUGUGACUCAGGGAUGUGCCAAGGCAGACACGGAGGAGCGGCUCGUUUCCCGGCCGAGGGGUCCCACAAAGCCAUGCAGAGUUUCCCGUUCCCCGGGCUGCUGCGUCCCGGGGGUCCGUGUUGUCCAGCCUCGUGUGUCCUCGUGUGCGUGUGUUGUGCACUGGUGGAGCCUCCGCUACCGCUUCCCAUCAGUUCUAUUUUUUUAAUCUCCAAUUCUUCCUCUCCUUCCUCUUUUUUUUUCUUUUUUCUUUUU
Molecule: messenger RNA, 3616 nt
Organism: Serinus canaria (Common canary)
Lineage: Eukaryota; Metazoa; Chordata; Aves; Passeriformes; Fringillidae
Gene: SLC4A8
Product: solute carrier family 4 member 8
Exons: 24
Coding region: 1-3345 (1114 amino acids)
Biological process (GO): regulation of intracellular pH; monoatomic anion transport; bicarbonate transport
Cellular component (GO): plasma membrane
Molecular function (GO): monoatomic anion transmembrane transporter activity; solute:inorganic anion antiporter activity; sodium:bicarbonate symporter activity
Source: RefSeq, a predicted model, not a curated record